This is a messenger RNA of Ciona intestinalis (vase tunicate), 1014 nucleotides long. Its product is annotated as 2-amino-3-carboxymuconate-6-semialdehyde decarboxylase. NCBI's taxonomy places the organism in Eukaryota, Metazoa, Chordata, Ascidiacea, Phlebobranchia, Cionidae. Gene Ontology annotation, molecular function: hydrolase activity; carboxy-lyase activity. Gene Ontology annotation, cellular component: cytoplasm; cytosol. The record is from RefSeq and is a predicted model, not a curated record. Gene Ontology annotation, biological process: secondary metabolic process.
AUGAAGAUCGAUAUACAUAACCAUAUUUUGCCUCGGGAGUGGCCCAAUUUAAAAGAACGCUACGGUUACGACGGAUUUUUACAAAUGCAUCAUACUAAAUGCGGUCAAAGCGAAUUAAUGAAGGAUGGCGAACAUUUUCGAACGGUGCAAGCUAACUGUUUUUGCCCAGAAGAAAGAAUAAAAGACAUGGAUGCAACAGGUGUCACCGUUCAAGCUCUUUCCACUGUUCCUGUAAUGUUCAGUUACUGGGCUAAGCCAGAAGACACCUUAGACUUAUGUAAAAUAUUAAAUGACGAUUUGAGUAGUACGAUUGCUAGACAUCCUAAGCGUUUUGUAGGCCUUGGUACAUUGCCUAUGCAAGCACCUGCAUUCGCUGUGCAGGAAAUGCGGCGGUGUGUAAAAGAACUAGGGUUCCCUGGCGUGCAGAUUGGGUCGCAUGUGAACGAUUGGAACCUAGAUGCACAGGAGCUGCGCGAGUUUUGGAGGGCGGCAGAGGAGCUGGAAUGCUCCGUGUUUGUGCAUCCAUGGGACAUGGAGCUUGGUGGGAGAAUGAAAAAAUAUUGGGCGCCCUGGUUGGUAGGGAUGCCUGGAGAGACAGCACAUGCCAUUCAGUGUGUUUUAUUCGGUGGUGUCCUUGAGCAAUUUCCUAAGUUAAAAAUCUGCUUUGCUCAUGGAGGUGGAGCCUUCCCUUAUACAAUAGGGAGGAUGCAGCAUGGGUUUAAGUGUCGUCCGGACCUCUGCGCGACUGACACAUCCAUCCCACCUCUUGAACAAGUUGGGAAAAUUUUCACAGAUAGCCUUGUACAUGAUGAACGCGCACUUAAGUAUUUAGUCGAGAUUUUGGGAGAAGACAAUGUGGUUCUUGGAUCCGAUUACCCGUUUCCACUCGGAGAGCAGCAUCCAGGGAAAUUAAUAGAAGAAACAAAAGAUUUCUCUCAAAAGAAAAAGGAUAAAUUGCUCUUCGAAAAUGCGAUAAAAUUCCUUGGCCUUCAAAAGAAAAAUUACUACGAUUAA